This is a messenger RNA of Rhodofomes roseus, 2822 nucleotides long. RefSeq lists its product as uncharacterized. The coding region runs from base 245 to 2575 and encodes 776 amino acids. NCBI's taxonomy places the organism in Eukaryota, Fungi, Basidiomycota, Agaricomycetes, Polyporales, Fomitopsidaceae. The transcript has 3 exons. The record is from RefSeq and is a predicted model, not a curated record.
CGCGUUUUGCCAACUGUUGUGGUUUGAACUGACAAUAGAUAGGUACUUGACAAGGACAAGGUGGGAUAUUUCCCCGAGCAAGUUCAUUUCUCCUAGUUCCACGUCCUCUGCAAACAACUCAAGGUAGAGCAGACCUGGGUCUGUGGUCUGUGAGCGGGAGCUCGCCCAAUAUGGUAAGUAGGCGUCGGCCCGCGCGCUUGUUGAUCCUUGUUUGCCGUUCAGUUGGAUCUUGUUCUCAGCCACCAUGGCCCCGCGACAGCGCGAGCCCCUGCCCGAGCCAUCCUCCGGCCCCGGCAUCCUCUCAAACGUCCUCAGCUUUGUUACGCGGGAGAUCGAGUCUUUUGUGACCACGGCGGUGGGCGGAAAUGAAGUUCAGGUUGAGGAGCGGACACGGCCACGGGCUUCGACUUCACGCGUCAAACUCGAUGGCGAUGUCACGAAGAAGCGGAGGAGGAGAAAGGACAGCGCGCAUAGACUCGUCCAGUCCGAGGUUGAAUACGAGGAGGACGUGCCGGCGGAUGCUGGCCCCAGUCGGAGGCGCUCGCACCGUCCUGUCGACUCGGAUCCCGAGACCCCAAGAACACGGCGACCAAGGAAGAAGACACCGUCCGGUCCUACCUCGCCGUCUCCGACCCCUGCUCGUACCAGAGCUGCCGAUCCGUACGAAGAAGAGACGUCGUACUCGCGCGAGUAUACGAUCCCUAUCAAUGAUACACCGAGCUCGCGGCCACCAUCCCCCACGACGCCCCCUCCCCUUCCGCCGCUCUUGAAACCAAAGAAGGUUGUCACUAUGCCUGGCUCGUUCUUUCCCCGUUCAGAGUCUCUGAUCCCCGAAUCGCCGCCCAGUCCCGAGCCAGAGCGCCGUGUCAGCUGGCUACCGCGCACGCCCAGUCCCACUCCCACAAGCCCUAGGAAAACUGAGAAGACUCUCCGCCAAAUCGAGAAGUCGGAGAAGGCAAAGGGCAAGGAGCGCGCGGGCGACACAUCAGGCGAGGUGCAGGUGCGCGGCAAAGAGCGAGAAUUGCGUGCGGCUCGCGAAGCGCAUGCUCGCCACGAGCCUGGCCGAGACGACGACGAGCGCGAACGCGACAAGCUGCGUAUCCGAAUGCUGGAAGACGAAAUUGCAUGGCUGCGAGCGCAGCUUUCUGCUCAGCACACUCACUCUACCCGUGCAAUGCCUCCACCUCCCGCACCACCACCACCGCCUAUGGCGAAACUUUUCAAGGCACCUGGGACACCUACCGUUGCACGAGCAAACAAAUUCCUCGCUUCUGCGCGCGCGAAUCUGAAGCCGACCGCACCUCCUGUCGAGGCCCCUAUUAACUCUGCGGUCGGAAGGACGCGUCGAGCUGGCCAGCCUACAGUUAACGUUCCAUCGGACAAGAUGGCCGCUUUCCUGAACGAGGUGAAGACCGUGCGCUUGCGCAAGGUUAGCACAGGGGAGGGUGACAGCAGGUCGAUGCCGCCUCCUCGAUAUGUUCCAGGGGAGAGGUCGUUCAGCGCCGUCGAGAACAAGAUUGGCGAGAAGCGGAAACGUGACGCGUUCUUCGCGGGCGAUACGGACCCAGGGCCGUCGAAGAAGCGCAACACAACCUACAUUGCACCGGGCAAUGAUACUGGGUCUUCUAUGUCAUCCCAAUCAUCGCAGUCCUCGCAGACGUCGGCGAACUCCUCACUAUUCUUCCCACCUCCGGACCAUGUGCCUCCACGAGGAUGGCCGUCGGUUGCGACCACCGAGACGGAUAUUACCACCCCAUCGUUGUGCUCGGACAACGAAAACGAAAACGAACAAGAUGCCGACGAGCGUCUGCCACCUACCCCGCCUCACAAUCGAACACAACAUUCCGUGCCCAGCCACGCAGAUAAACGCAGAGCCAGUACCUCACGCGAACCCAUCGACGUAGAUGCUGCGUUCCCGGAGCCCGACCGGAUAGUUGAACCACGGCCCCAAGCAGCUCGUCUGAAGAAAGAGAAGACCCCUCCAUUCGUCGACUUUUUCGCGCGCCGUCCGCCGAAAUCGCCCCUGCCACCGACCCCCGUCCGCAAAGUGCCCGCUCCGGCGCGCAAGCGGGCCAAACCAGUACCCGCACCUCCAGUCGAUGGGGACAUGUCGGACGGCGAUGACCCACUGUCGAUGUCCCUCCCAGACCUCGGACGGCCCGGCGCAACACCGCAUCCCGCGCGGCCGGCUCAGAAGUCGCGCUCGAGGACGUCGUCAAAUGCGUCGUGUGACUCCGGCACGAAUGCCCAGGACACUCCAUCGAAUCGAGCACGGAGGCGCCGUACGCUGGAUGACGAGCUGCGCCGCGCGGGUGACAGGCUCUGGGACCCAGAAGCACUCUCGGACGACGAGUUGGCGGUAGGAGUCGAGAGCGGCGAGCUCGUUGGCGUGGGGACGAAGAGCAAAAAGAAGGGGUUUCUGAAGGGCGGAGGGGGCGCGGGCAAGCCUGUAUUCAUGGGCGUGGGCCACAUCCAAGGCGCUGAGGACGAUGGGGACGAUGAAGAUGAGGACAGGUCGCCUCCCCCUGUGCAGCGGCGAAGGAGAGGGACAAAGGCGAGGGAACGUGUCGAUUGAUCAAUUUUUCGUGUGAUAUGCUGUCGAUCUUGCUUUGUCGCUCUGGCUAUCUACUUCAGCGCCCAUUGUAUCAUAAGAAAUUGGUUGUACUGUAUAUCUUUGUCUUUCUUCUGCGUGGUGUGUAGCUGAUAGCCUAGAAUUUUAGCUCAUUGCUAAAGUCCAUAUGCACAGCGCUACGCUACGGACGCACUCCAUCUCGUUCGACCUGCCGCAAGAUCUCCAACGGGCUACGGCAAACCUCAGUUGG